This is a messenger RNA of Cuscuta europaea, 1019 nucleotides long. Lineage: Eukaryota; Viridiplantae; Streptophyta; Magnoliopsida; Solanales; Convolvulaceae. The record is from the annotation of a GenBank genome assembly.
UUUAACGGAAAAAACCUUUCCAUUAGAUGUUCCCCUUCUAAUAAGCCUUCACUUUCGCUUAUUUCCGUCCCAGCUGUAUCCUUUGAUUCCUUUCGCCUCCUCUUCUCUUGUCAAGCACCUCAACAUUUUUGAUACUCCACAGUUAUGGCGAGCAGACACCUAUUUGAAUUCUCAAUGGCUAUGGCUUGCAAUUUUUAAAUACUUCGCACUAUUCGCAUAAGAUGUUCGUCGAUUUCACACUUGUAAAUCGAAAAAGAAGUGACUACAGUUUAUCACUUUAUCUACAGUUUAAAAUAUGGUGGAUUGCAUUUCUUCCGCUCAGAGGGAAGGUCGGCACUACUCACUGGCGUUUGACACAUUGUCUCCAUUCGUCUUCUCCCUGCAAUUAGGUUAUACUGUUUUUUAUUUUAAUGAUAUCGAUGAUUGCAUUUGAAUCUCUCAUUGAUUGUGAAAUUAAAGAUAGAUGGUAAGCCUUUGUUUUUUUGAGUUCCAGUGAAGACCAACUUAUGACAUCUGCUAAUUCUCUGGGAAAAACUCAUGCGCUACCUCACCGCAUUUGUGCGGACCAUUCAAGUGAGAUUAUUCUUGGAAGCGGUCAGAGAAGAGGAGAUCUUUACAAGUUUUAUCAAGUUCAUGCUGAUAGUCAUCCUAGUCCUAAUACACAUAUUAUGUGUAAUACUUCUACUAGUAAUAAACAAUUUGCAUUGAAUAAGUGUAAGCAUGUUGAUAUCUCUUUGAUCCGUGCUAGACUAGGCCAUACUUCUAUUGAGAAGUUGAAACACAUAUAUGAUAGCAGUGUACAUGGAAUAAAAGAAUAUUUCUGUGAAUCAUGUGUCGUAGCUAAACAUCAUAUUUUACCAUUUCCUAGAAGUGAUUCCUAUGCUAAAACCUGUUUUGAUUUACUGCACAUGGAUGUUUGGGGACCAUAUAAAACCCCCACUAUGACUGGAGCUAGGUCUUUUCUAACUAUUGUUGAUGAUCAUUCAAGAACCACCUGGACGUUUUUUAUACAAAACAAG